ACAUGUUCUUAUGCUGACCAAUGUACAUAGCAUGCACAGUUCGUGUAGUCAAUAUCGGGACGACGAUGUGAUCAGAAUGUCUGGAUAGCGGAUUAUCCAGGAUUGGAUCACUUCUCAUUUGGGUCAGUGACAGUUAGUGGUAAUCUUUCCGGGAUAAGUGACUGUGUAAUUGUCUCCUCGUUACUAUGGCAACAUAUAAACAGUCGACGCAGCGGAAGUGGUUUCGUGACUUAUCAGCAAGAUGGUCCUCGAAUUUUGACUUGGUGUUUUACAGAACGGGAAAGGCGAUUGGGACGCGUCCCUUGGUCUUCUUAUUGUUAUCCCUGACCCUAUGUUUGGUCAGUUCUCUGGGUCUCUUGUUAUGGAAGGAGGAAGUGGACGAUAUUCAACUGUUUAUGCCUAUUGAUUCUCACGUCCGACGCGACGCGGCGUGGGUUGAACGGAACUUCCGAGAUGAAAUGCGAUUCGAAAGUGUUAUUGUGGAGGCGGAAAAUGUGCUGACGCCAUCUGUUUUGGCUUCGAUAGCAGAGCUUGAAACUGCUGUGAGGAGCAUAGUUGCUGCUGGACACGACUGGACAGACGUCUGUGCCAGAUACUUAACAUGGUUUCCACAUGUCAAUGAAAGUGAAGUAACAGAUGAAAUACAUGAAUACAUGAAGGACUAUGAAUUUCAAGAUAGUUGUAUAUAUCAGUCAGUCUUGAGGAUUUGGACAUCAAAUGGCACAAUGGAUACUGUCUUUAAAUUGGAUCAAGAAGCCAUCAUGAGGAACAUAACGCAUGCAAUCAAUGUGACGGAAACAUCACAUGGGAAGUUCUCAAAUGUCCUUGAAAGAGUGGAACCACUUUUAUCAGGUAUCAGGUGGGAUAACCAAGGAAAUGUUAUUGGGGCAAAAGCAACUAUUCUGAAUUGGAUUCUAAAGAAGACAAACAAAUGGUCUCCUGACUGGGAAUUGGAAUUUAUUCAGAAUGUACUGUUUUCAAACAGAACUCUUCCUCCUGGGAUGAAGAUAUAUGCUGUAUCAACACGUAGCUACUUGGACUUCUUGCAGCAGGUUUUGCAAAAUAACCAGACAGUUCUCUUUGCUGGCUUCACCCUUAUAAUAGUGUAUGUUAUGGUUAUGUUAGGCCGAUUCAACUCAGUGGAACAGAGGGUCUAUUUGUCUCUGCUUGGAGUCUCGGUGGUGGGCCAGUCCAUCUUGGCAUCAUAUGGACUAUGUUUCUAUAUGGGCUUCUUCUGGGGACCAAUUCACCCAAUUUUACCAUUCCUCUUGCUAGGAGUUGGAGUGGACAACUCAUUUGUUAUAAUGCAGUAUUUGGAUAACCUGAAUAAAGAAGACAAAGUCACAAGUGUUCCAGAGAGAUUAGGACAAACCUUACGACAAGCAGGUGUUUCCAUAACAGUUACAUCACUGACUGACAUAUUUGCAUUUGCAAUUGGAACGUCAACAAUUAUGCCAUUCCUGAGGUCAUUCUGUGUGUUUGCAGCAACUGGCAUCUUCUUCCUGUAUGUUUUUGAGAUUCUGUUCUUUGUGAGUUGCUUAGCUAUUGAUGAGAUGAGACUGCAGAAAAACAGAGAUGGCUGCAUUUGUGUAGUACAUAGGAACUGGAAACCAAAUGAAUGCAGUCAACAGAACAUUCAGAAAAUGGUGUUUAAGAAAUAUGUUGGCCCCACGUUGAUGAAGACUCCUGUGAAGGUUUGUAUUAUUAUUGGUACAUUGCUUCUGUUUGGCUUGAAUGUGUGGUUUGUUCUUAAAGUUGAGCAGAAGUUUGAUCCUAUGUGGUAUCUUAAUUCAGAAUCAUAUCCCAUUCAAUAUAACAACAAACUCAAUGAGCACUUUCCUGAGUAUGGAAAGCGUGCAGGAAUUUAUUUAGGUAGUGAAAUAAAUUACUUCAGAGACAAAGAUAAGUUGUAUGAGUUGUAUACUCGCUUGGAAAAUAAUCCAUACAUCAACAAAGGAACACUUGAUUUCUGGUACAUAAAAUUUCAGAAUUGGCUCAGUGAGGAAAUUGCAACAGAAUCUCUUCCCAGUGAUGAAGAUGAAAUGAAGAGUUACAUUUCUGAAUUUCUUCUGAUGUCUCAGAAUGGACAAAAGUAUAUAAAAGACGUAAAGUUCUCUGCUUUUCCAUUUGGAGACUAUAAUAUCACGGCUUCUCAGAUCCCAAUUCAGCAUAUCCUUAUGAACACAACUACACAGCAAGUGAAGGCCAUGGAGUCUGUUAGAGAGAUUAUAAAAAGUGUAAACUUCUCAGUGGAGAGUAUUGUAUCAUAUUCUCCCGAAUAUGUUUCUUGGACUGCAAAUAAGAUUAUUGGUGAUGAACUGCUCAGAAACUUGGGGCUUACCAUCUGUGCAGUUGCUGCUGUGACACUGAUUCUCAUUCAGAACUUGCAGACAUCAUUUUGGGUGAUCUGCUGUGUAGUAUUCACAGUUGUUGAUCUUGUGGGUUCCAUGUAUUGGCUUGGACUUACCAUUGAGAUAUCUACUUCUAUAAUGAUACUGCUCUGUGCAGGCUUGGCUGUUGACUACUCAGCUCACAUAGGAAAUGAAUUUAUGCAUCUUCAGGGUACAAGACAUGAGAAAGCCAUUAAAACACUGGUUAUGAUUGGCUCAGCAGUGCUGAAUGGUGGGCUCAGCACUUUCCUGGCAUUUGUAUUACUAGGUGGAAGUGAUUCAUAUCUCUUCACCACCUUUUUUAAGUUAUUCACAGGAGUGGUGGUGUUCGGUUUGUUUCAUGCUUUGGUGUUCCUUCCCGUUGCACUCAGCUGGUUUGGACCACUAGCCCAAAAAAAUGUUGAAAAAGAAACUAGUCAACAUUUCACAGUUCCUGUAGAAAGUAAAAAUGGAUAUUACCAAUCAAAUAACAUAACAAAAGAAGAUGUAUCUACCAGUAAGUAUUCUCUAAAGGCAUUAGAGGAUGGAGGUAUUAAUCAAUUAUCAAGUCUGAUAAUUAAAACUCAUCCAUGUAAUCUCUCUGACAGUGGAUAUAAUAGUAAAUCACCUUCUGGUAGCUCAGAAGGCAGUUAAGGUAAAAUCUUUGAAUAUGUAAUUGAUAUUAUCCUUCACGCUUACAAAUAGACACAAAAUAUGGAUCUUCUAUCUGCAUCUUCCAUGUUUCUUGAACCUUUAUAUUAGUGUGGUUUUUUAGGUUGGGGGGCAUAUGCCCAGGUGCUGCUGACUGGACUCAAAGGAUUUAUGUAUUUUAUUGAAUUUAAACAACAAUCUGAAUGUCAUUUUUCUCAGUUACAUGAAGCAGUUGUUGCAUUUGCAUGAUCAUAGGUCUAGUUAAGAAACUUAUGGGUCUAGAUUAGCAGCCACAAUUAAUUUAUAAAUAAUACAAUAUUAUAUGCUAUGAACUGAAAAAAUAGCCUACAUAUAGUAAUUAAUUAAACUACAUGAUGUGUCUUUCUAUGAAUUAAUAACCAUUCAUGUGGAAACAAAAAUUUUGCUACCCAUUUCACCUUUGUCUUGCUUUUCUGUCUUAUUGUUUAAUGCUUCACUUUGACUUCUAAAUUUGUUCUCCAAAAUGUAAUAUUUUUAUAAUGUGAAAUAAGUAAUUGAAAUAGGGCUUCACACAAAAUUAAUUUUGUUUCUAAAAUACUCCAAACAAGACCAAGACAAGAAUCGAAAGUCUUUAAUUUGAUGCUAGUAUAUAAUAUAAACUAUAUGAGUAACAUUUCCAUAGAUGUAAAAUUGAGAUUCCUUUAUAUUUUUGUGUGUUAAUGUGUACAUUUUGAUACACACAAGACAUUUAAGAAUUUGUAUUGUUACAACCAAUGUAAAUACUAACUCAAUAUUAUACAAAAAACAUAUCUAGUACAAAACAGUACAUGCUAAGUGUUCUAUCAACAUCUGUGAUGAAGUGAAUCUCCAAACUUCUCUGAUAUUCUUAAAAUAUACAUAAAUCCAUAUAGUGCAAAUUUGAUAAUUUUAUUAUUUGGCUGGCAUAGAUUAAGUCUAAGGUUGUGAAUUCCAGGCAGGAAUUACAUUACCUUCAUUUGGAUUAUAAAGGGUUUACAAUAUGGAAAGAACUUGAGGGAAAUGACAACCAUUUGUACUGGACUUCAUUUCAUGAAUUAGUGGAUCUGUUGGGAAGUCAGUUUUUUGAUUAUGAAAUGUGACCUGCUGUUGGGUUGAAGAUUGAGAGUUUCUUAUGAUGGUGCAUUAUGUGUAAAAUUGUUCUUUUGGACUUUGUCCAUUUUCUAAAUUACAAAUCAUGAUGUUUUGGAAGCUGGAUUCUGCUUUUGUCCUCAGAAAAAGGGGAAGAGGACAGAAACCCUAUCUGUUGGGGGGGCCCCUGGUUGAACCAGCCUCAGACCUGGACCCCUUUUUACCUGAUCACAAAUGCAGAAUCAAGUUUUCAAAUGUAAUUUUAUGAUUUUAUAAUUCAGAUGUUGGACAAAGUCCAACAGAACAAUUUAAACAUUAGUGGUGGGUUAUCCUGCUUCAGGCUUAAAGGUAGUGGUAAUAUGAAACUUAUUUUGGAAGCAUGUGGCAGCCCAUCAAUUGAUUUCAUCUUCACGAACAUGUUGAUGUUAAACUUCAGGAUGUUAAUGUCAAGUCUUAAAGCUAUAUUUAUUGGCUGAAAGUUGAUAUAUUUAUAUUCCUCACAUAUCAAACCAUACUUCUUUACAAUAUCUAAGCAUGAAGAGUCUCUGCCAUCAGUAAAAUUUAAUUACAAGAUUGUUUUGUUCUGGACAUUUUAGUCAAAGUUUAUAGGUAAAUUAAUCUGAAUCAUACUGCUUAUGUAUUGUGAGAAAAAGAAUGGUAAGAACAAAGAGGCACAGCACAUUUGAUAAUACCUCACUGGAAGUAUCACAAUACAGACACUGGAUAACACUAUAUUAGGGCCCAGGUAUACAAACAUGUACUAAAGGGCAGAAAUUUUAUGUAUUUGUUAAUUUCCCUGUAUAAAUAUGACAUGAUACCUUACAUAUCUUUGUUAUUACAAUGGAUGUUUCAUUAAUGAAUAAAUACCAUACUGAGUCUAGAAGUUCAUCUGAACACAAGACUGCAAACGCUUCACUAAUGAUAAAAAGACUGUUGAAACUGGAUCACUAAGUCUGCAAUAAAUGCUGUUUUUAUUUUCUGCUAACUUAAAGAUCCCAUUCUUUGCCCAAGUUUUUAUGCAAGUAAAGAAUACUGAAAUUGCAUACUUCUUUAACGGACUCUCCUACUUCUUGUAACAGUGUGUAUAUUAUAUUAAUUUUCUACAUAUACCUUAGAAAAAAUUUCAUAAACAUUAAGAGGGAACUUCUAAAUUGACACAUAAACGUUAGUGGAUUGCAAGAAACACUGAAUUGUGUUAUGUAACAUCACACAUGUUUUUUAUCAUCAACUACUGUGGUGCCAUGUCUUGAUUAUGAUUAGUCUUGUAAAUACUAAGAACAUUACUUAUGAAUUAAAUCAUAUGAAGUGUUUUUCAGCAUGUAUAACAGCACUUGAAGUAUCUUGCUAAAGCUUGCAUUUAUAUUAAUGGUGAUCAGUCCUUAUACCUUCCCGAAGUGUGUUUGCCUUUUAUAAGUGCACAUUCAAGUAAACCACAUCCAUUAACAAAAUUUUGCAUUAUUUCAUUAAAUCAAGCUGUCUCAGUAGCAAACAUUGCACACCCAUGUUCAUAUAACUUGCCAACUUAAUUUAGGCCCAUUAAUAAGCCCAUUCUGUGGAGUUCUCUGCUUAUUUAUGAAACACUUGGAAUUUCAGAUAUAUAAAAUAUAUUACAUGGGUACCUUACAAAGGCCAACCAUGUCACUACAGUAUUAGCAUCGUCUUUCAGAACACAUGAAAUAAUUUCAGGCAUUUAAUAUGCUGUUCUGUGUUCCAAUAAAUAGCUUAAGUUAUCCUUCAUUCAUUACAAUUUGUAUCGUAUUAAUGUCUAAAAUAGUAAGCUUUAUAAAAGCAUGUGGACACUACAUUUUAUUGUUUUCUAUGAUCUGGUAAGCCAAACAAGUAUCACACUAGUAAUCAAUAUGAAGUAUAUUUCUAACUGUUUACUCUUCUGCUGCAAUAUUUUACUAAUCCUUCAGAUUCCUUUUCUGUGCUUUAGGUCAAUAUGAAACUGUUAAUUCCUAAUUCUUUCCACCUGAAUAUAUUGAAAAAUGCUGGAAUAUAAAUAAAUUCCUGUAUACUUUGAUGUGCCGUAGAACACUGUGCCCGUUUAAUAUUACUGAAUUCUUGUAGGGUUAAUAUAAGGCUAACUUGUUACUAUGUCCUGUAACCAUUUUUGAAAUAUCUGUAUUGCGCAAAAACUUUCAUACAAGUGAUAAUGGCCAUUUUUAACUUGAUCAGCUUGUAUUUUUAUGUGGUACAGUACAUAGCCAGCAGCCAAACCUGAAAAGAACAAACAUUGUGCCUUUCUACAAGACUGACCUCAUUCAAUCUUGUCCAUUUCAAUAGUUGUCAAAAUGUUUAAAUACUGUUGAUGUGCAAUCUGCUUCAGUUAUUGCUUUUAUGUAUUAGCCAGUAAGGCCUGUUCCAAUUCAGAAUUAGGUCUGAAACUGUGAAUCCCUUUAGACAUUUGGUAGGACUCUUUGGAUGGGGUGGUCAGCCCACUGCAAGCCCUCUCCUUACAUGGGACAGCACAACACAAAAAAAAUUCAUAUAAACACCACUGCCUUGAGUCAGAUUCAAAUUUGUGAUCCUAAUGCAUGAGUGGUCAAGUUCAGUGUAACCUCUGUGAUGAAUGUUUUGUGCUUAUACCUCAGUAUUAUUACAAAUAAUUGUAGCCAUUUCAGUAAGUCCUGUUGUCCGUUAAUUGUUUUGUUAUGUAGACAAGUAAACUAAGACAUAGUUGUAACCAAAUGGCUGUGCCUUUGGCAAGCCUGCCAGCAUGUUUUACUUUUUAUUUAAAACACUUGUAUGGCAAAUACUGAAUAAAGCUCAUUUACUUUAUUUACCAUACUCAUUUGCUUAUAAAUCAACACCAAAUUGGCCCUAUUGGGGUUUAAAAUCUUGGGGCAGCAUUGAACUCUGUGGCAUCUCCUUAAUUAGUAAUGUGUGAAAAUCCAUGACAGAUAACCAGAAUGUUAUAUAUUCACACAUUAUUCAAAUUCAUAUUUGUUGGUAAGGAGUCCUCGCUGUACUAUCACUGUUCACCAUAUGAAAAAGUCACAUACGGGAUAAUAUGAGUAUGCCUCAUACUUCAACACUGGAUUUGUUUGAAGGCCAAAAAACCACUUUACUGAAAAUGCUGUUUAUGAAGCUGUAGGUGUGUGUGUCAUAUAUGUAAAUGACUUAAAAAUGAUUAAUAAAGUAUUAUUGACCAA
Molecule: messenger RNA, 7261 nt
Organism: Zootermopsis nevadensis
Lineage: Eukaryota; Metazoa; Arthropoda; Insecta; Blattodea; Termopsidae
Product: patched domain-containing protein 3-like
Cellular component (GO): membrane
Source: RefSeq, a predicted model, not a curated record